AUGGCGCUAUCCUACCACAAAUCCUCGGUUUACAUCAGCCUAAGCGGGAACCAAGUUCUCUCCGCUCUUUGCAGGACAUGCGACGGGGAAUGGGUCCGCUCGACAAUCGACUUGAACACCGUUCUCGGGAACUGUGACGGCCGCUUCGAAUGGGGCGAGACCAGGUUCUCCCACACGGCCAAAGAUGUAAAGCUGAAAGAUAACCGCACCCUCUCCGCAUAUCUCAAGCGCAAGGACGGAAGUUGGUCGGAAAAGCCCGUAGAAGUGAAUCUUACCGAACACAUCACGAACCACGAUGGCGCACUUCGCAACUGUCAACGCGCAGCGGAGCAACAGGACCAGGAGCCAUCUGUUGCACCAAACUUUCUGGAAAAGCUAGAUGCUGUCUCGGGGCUUUUGCGUAGUCAACAGAUCGCCGCGAAGAACUCUGGUUUCGAGUUGGAGUUUGUUAGCGCUUCGAACAACCGCCUGAUGCUGGAGGAGUUAGAGGUUGCAUUUUUGAGACUGAGGAAGCUGAUGGGCGUGAUUUCUGGGGAGUUUGAUCAGGAGGGUGAAGGGGGGGAGGAUACUGACGCGGGAAGGCGGAAGAGGGCGGAAGCGGAGGCGGCGGUUAGACCGAUGAUUAAGGCGUUCGAGAAGGUGCGGGGUAAGGGUGACAAGUCUUUGGCCGCGGUUUCUAGGAUAUGUGGUGCGACGGCAGAGUACGAGACGGCACACCUCCCCAUCAUCCGCCGCGAUGUGGAAAGCCUCCGUGCAGAGAUUGAUCUGCAAGUCAAAGACGUACAAGUCUCACUCGAAACGCUGCAAGAGGCAGUGACCACGUCCACCACGGAACUCGAGAGCACCCAGGAUGUGCUUAAGAGGUCAAAAUCGACAAAGGGCAAAGCGAAUAGUAUAGAGACCCUCAUAAAACACGCCGGUUGGAUACUCCUCCCCAUAGGAAUAGGCAUGACAAUUCCGCUAACCGCCACCGCCCUCGCCGACAAAAUCACUGCAGCAGAAGAAAAGCUCAAGGAGUUGACCACUCAGCAAGCGGAGAAGCAGCAAGAGCUGGACAAUCUCAAACUCCAAGAAUCAGAAUCCGCACUCGCGCUCCGCGCCUGUGAGGACCUGACAGCGCAAUUCACCGUCCUUGAGGCUGACGUAUUGAGACUGAAGACCACGGCGGAACUCGCGAGGGAGAACAUUACCUCCACCCUCACAACAGCGAAAACGCUCGAGUCGUUGGCCAGGGAGAUGGAGGAUAAAGCCUCCAUGCUCGAGUACAGGGUUUGCAAAAAGGACUACGCGGCGCACAUUGUCCGCGUACUGGAUGAGGCGCUGCCUGGGUUUGCUGUCGUGGGGGAUGUCGGUGAGCUACUGACUGAGCUGCUUGCAGGAGACGAUUCCCAGGGCUCGGUUAAGGAGUUGAACCUAGAAAUUGAAGUGGUCAGGCGGAAGCUCCAGGUUGUCGCAUAGGGGUUCCUCCCGUCUUUGUCUCCCGCGUCUUCCUCCCUCUCUUCGUCCUCCCCAUCCCCUUCUCCCUCUUCCUCGCCCUCUUGUCCCUCUUCACGUGCGCUUAAACCUUUACGAAAAGUUGUCAUAGUGCCGCCCGUGACGGGGAAGAUGGGAGAGGAAAGGGGGGAGGAGGAGAAACUUUACUACUACUAUCGCUACUAUAAGGAAGAAGAGGGUUCCCGGAAGAUGCAGACAAAGAUGGGAUUCUGGGAAUGGCCCG
Molecule: messenger RNA, 1717 nt
Organism: Tuber melanosporum (Perigord truffle)
Lineage: Eukaryota; Fungi; Ascomycota; Pezizomycetes; Pezizales; Tuberaceae
Exons: 4
Coding region: 1-1458 (485 amino acids)
Source: RefSeq, a predicted model, not a curated record